CUAUAAGCUCUUUGUCUAGCACUUGUUAUGGCCAUCUUUCCUAAACCAAGAAAAGAAUUGAAACAAUUUUGCUUCUUCACAAAGAAAUUUCUUAGCUUAAAUUAAGUUCAUUUUCCUCUUCUUACACUUGCUUCCUAUGGAAGGUGGAGAAGGAGAUGGAAGUGCUUAUCAACCAUAUCAAAAUUUACCAAAUAACCUUUCUAUUUUUCAACAAGGUUCUCCACUAACAACCAUUAAUAGCUUCUUAGGGAGUCACCAAAACCAGUUCUCUCCCCAACAAUGUUCAAACAAUAACUAUAACAUUUUUACUCAAGGUGGUGCUUUCUAUGAUUUUUCUUCUUAUAGCAACAAUGCAAGUGGCAGUAGUAGCCAAGCAAAUGGGAUUUCUUGGACAAAGUUUUCAGAGCCAAGCUUAAUGGAUAGCAUUCUCUGUAAUGGACAAAAUGUUGUUCACUCGAAUAAUCAAGAGAAUGGCAUGGCACAGGAGAUGCUACCAUCUCCAAAGAAUUUUAAAGAGACCGGAAAAAAAGCAAAAGAAGGGACUUCUUCUUCGACUGUGCUAGUCAAGGGCCAGUGGACGGAAGAAGAAGAUAGGUGACGAUGACAUAAAUAAAUUCAUCUCUAGUCCAAAGCAACAAACGACAAAAAGAAAUUUUUUUAUCUUUCUGUUUGUGUUAUGUCCAAAAGUUCAUUUACAUUUUCAUGAUUUUUUUUAUCUUACCCAUAAUUAGAAGAAAUAGUUUAAACUGAACUUUUUGUCUAACACUUUAUUUUGUGGAUUAUGAAGGACAUUGGUGAAAUUAGUAAAGCAGUUUGGUAUGAGGAGAUGGGCUCAGAUAGCUGAGAAUAUGGCUGGCAGGGCAGGAAAACAGUGUCGCGAGAGAUGGCAUAACCAUUUGCGUCCAGAUAUCAAGAAAGACGCAUGGAGUGAAGAAGAAGAAUUGAUGUUAGUGGAAGCGCAUAAGCAAAUUGGAAACAAAUGGGCAGAGAUUGCUAAAAGAAUUCCUGGAAGGACAGAGAACGCAAUUAAGAAUCACUGGAAUGCCACUAAAAGAAGGCAAAACUCGAGGAGGAACAAGUUCAAGAAACAAGAAAAAGACUGCCAAAAUGAGUCCAAAUAUCGAUCCAAUAUUCUCCAAGAUUAUAUUAGAAGCAAGUACUUCAGUGAUGGUUCUCCUCCUCCUACCAACACCAUAACUCCAAGUAUCAGUGCUAACAUGACACAUGCAACUCCACCCUAUUCUGAUGAUGAUGAUUCUCCAUCUUUGCUCACUAGUCAAACAUAUGAUGAAGAAAUGAAAUUCAUGGAAAAGUUAUUUGGAAAAAAAUCAUUGGUGGAAAACAAUGGUAAAGUCCCAGAAGCAUUUGAUAAUUAUUCAUCAUCAAGCUCAUUUGGAUUCAACUCCUUUGGAUUUAAUAAUUCAAAGAAUGAUAAUCAGAUGGUUAGCGAUAAUGGUCAAGAUGGACGCAAUUUGUAUCUUGCCUCCGAGCCAAAUAUGCAUAUGGCUGUUCAUGAUCAUCAGUCUCAACAAUCUUAUAAUUCCAAUCAUUUUUCAGAUCUUUAUCUUUCCUAUCUCAUGGAUCAUUCUACUUCACCUAAUUCUUUUCCCAAUGCUGAGAGUCUUAUGAAUUCGGGGAUGCUGAUGAAUCAAGGUUCCUCGUCAUUGGGAGGAGACAAGGAAGUUGAUUUAAUGGAGAUGGUUUCAUCUUCUUUCUACCGUCAAAACACCUCUGAUAACACAUUCUUUUAGUGUGUAAUUGUCAUGUCUGUGUUUUCUAAAAAUGGCAAACCUUUCUUGUUUUGGCUAUUGAACGAGGAUCAUGUGUUACUAGCUAAUCAGUUGUUAGUUUUCAGUUUUUAGUUUCUUGAAUUGCUAUAAUUCUUAAAUGACUGUGUUUUCCAUUUCCUUUAUUUUUAUCUUCGGUCAAUAUAC
Lycium barbarum (goji berry) is the source of this 1934-nucleotide messenger RNA. Its product is annotated as transcription factor MYB119-like. Gene Ontology annotation, cellular component: nucleus. The record is from RefSeq and is a predicted model, not a curated record. Gene Ontology annotation, biological process: regulation of DNA-templated transcription. The coding region runs from base 819 to 1751 and encodes 310 amino acids. NCBI's taxonomy places the organism in Eukaryota, Viridiplantae, Streptophyta, Magnoliopsida, Solanales, Solanaceae. The transcript has 2 exons. Gene Ontology annotation, molecular function: RNA polymerase II cis-regulatory region sequence-specific DNA binding; DNA-binding transcription factor activity, RNA polymerase II-specific.